AUGGCUUCGAAGAUUGUAAUCGUGAUUGUGUUCAUCCUCGAUCUCAUCGCCGUUGGGUUAGCUAUCGCCGCCGAGCAGAGAAGAAGCGUCGGCACGGUUGUAACGGACAAAGAGAAGACGUAUGAGUACUGUGUGUAUGGCACUGACAUUGCUACAAGCUAUGGAGCUGGUGCGUUCGCGCUUCUCUUUAUAAGCCAAGUCAUUAUUAUGGCGGCUAGCCGUUGCUUCUGCUGUGGAAAAUCCCUUAACCCCGGCGGUUCAAGAGCGUGUGCCAUUCUUCUCUUCCUCCUUUGCUGGGUGUUUUUCUUGAUUGCUGAGAUAUGUUUGCUUGCGGCAUCAAUCAGAAACGCGUACCACACAAAGUACAGAAAGAUGUGGAACAUUGAAACUCGGCCGAGCUGUGAAGUUAUAAGGAAAGGAGUUUUUGCAGCUGGUGCUGCAUUCACUCUCUUUACCGCUAUCGUCUCUCAGUUCUACUACGUUUGCUACUCUCGUGCUCGUGAUGCUUACCAGAAUCCGUCAUACUAA
Molecule: messenger RNA, 528 nt
Organism: Arabis nemorensis
Lineage: Eukaryota; Viridiplantae; Streptophyta; Magnoliopsida; Brassicales; Brassicaceae
Source: the annotation of a GenBank genome assembly